This is a messenger RNA of Gaeumannomyces tritici R3-111a-1, 1526 nucleotides long. RefSeq names its product cAMP-independent regulatory protein pac2. Gene Ontology annotation, molecular function: DNA binding. The record is from RefSeq and is a predicted model, not a curated record. Lineage: Eukaryota; Fungi; Ascomycota; Sordariomycetes; Magnaporthales; Magnaporthaceae. The transcript has a single exon. Bases 1 to 1200 code for a protein of 399 amino acids.
AUGGCCUCACCAACAACAGCCGGCGGUGGCACCCCGCCAUUGGCAGUCACGUACGAGGGUUUCGUCGGAACCACGAUGGAUGCUCUCAUCCUGUUCGAGGCCUGUCUACAAGGCGCUCUAUACCACGUCCCGCGCCGACCCCACGACCGCGAGCGGGAGACACUGAUCAGGAGCGGUGCCGUCUUCGUGUACGAGGAGCACUCGUCGGGCAUCAAGAGGUGGACGGAUGGCUACAACUGGAGUCCAAGCCGGAUACUCGGCAACUUUCUCAUUUACCGCGAGCUGGAGGGACCAUUUCCCCCCGGAGAGAAGAAGAGGGCACGCAAGCCCAAGAAGAACACGCCCUCUAAGACGGCCGAGAACGCGAGAGCAGCGGCUGCCAUAGGCGCGGCAGCCAGCCAGACCACCGGUCUGGAGGAGGGAGAGCAGAGCAGAGCCGAGUCAGAGCGAUCGCUAAUCGGGUCGCUGAUCGACUCGUACCCCUUCAAGGAGGGCGGCCUGGUCAAGAAGACCAUCAGCGUUCAAUGGCAGGGCGUGCCUCACCACCUGGUUUCGUACUAUAAGGUGGACGACGUGCUUGCCGGCAAACUGGUGGCGCCCUCAAGUCACCCAAGAUUCAACCGCCUCAUCCCUCGUGCCGCACUCUUCAGCCAGCAAAACUUCCGCAAUCCCGUCUCGGACUCGGACCCUAGAUUAAUGUCACAGUUCCACACGGAGCAGCCGACUGCAUACGAUUUUAUGCACCCUCAAGGUGGCAUGCCCAUGCCCACGCAAGCGCCUCGAUCCAUGUCUGGGGGCGGCAUCCCAGUUCUCCCGACGGAUCAUCUGUACCGACAGUCGACCUUUCCGCAGGUCCCCCACGUGCAGCAUUCAGUCCCCUUCACACUCCAACAACACAUGCAGCCCAUGAUGACAAUGGGACACUCGUUUCAAGGCCAUAGCCACUACGAGCCACAGCAACAUGGCCAUUUCGAUGAAGCAGACGGCGCACACUACGACGCGCAUAACGGCCACUACGAGGCCCAGAACAGCCACUACGGAACCCACAGCGGGGCGGCAACAUUCCCUGCGUACGACAAUGGGAUUGGCAUGUUCCCCAUGGCCCAUCACGAGGGCGACGGCCAAGAUCGCAGCGGCGACAUGGGCCCAGAGGUGUUUAUGGGUACCAUGCUGCCUCCCAGCAGUCACUAUACUAGCUGAUAUAGAAGAGGCGGGGGGAUGAUUGACUUUUGGGGGGUGGGGGGGAAUAGGCGUCCAAAGGUGGGCCUGCAGUUACACGAGACCAGAUGCUCGAACCUACUAGGGAUUGGAGUUUGGCCAGAGGCCGGUUUGCUGCCAAAGGUGGCUGGGUGUGCUUUCAAUACGGCCCGUUUUGGGCCUUGGGGGGAAUAACCACAGUUAGUUCUAGCGUUUUCGGCUUUGAAUGGGCUUCAUGUACAAUACAAAAGGGGUAAAGUAAGAUCUUUUGACUUUCAGCGACUAGGAUAUAUAUUUUUAAGAACAACAAUCAUGACAGAAUCCCAAGA